This is a messenger RNA of Drosophila erecta, 4732 nucleotides long. It is a transcript of the gene Usp1, whose product is annotated as ubiquitin carboxyl-terminal hydrolase 1. Gene Ontology annotation, biological process: protein deubiquitination. Lineage: Eukaryota; Metazoa; Arthropoda; Insecta; Diptera; Drosophilidae. Gene Ontology annotation, cellular component: nucleus; cytosol. Bases 265 to 3540 code for a protein of 1091 amino acids. The transcript has 5 exons. Gene Ontology annotation, molecular function: cysteine-type endopeptidase activity; cysteine-type deubiquitinase activity. The record is from RefSeq and is a predicted model, not a curated record.
GAUUGAAAUUAUUCGAUUGGCGGACGCAGUCGAUAGUCGGGAGCGGUGCCAUCGGUGGCACGACAGGCAUCGAUUAUUUCACUUGCAUCCCUAGUCGUCCGCUCCAAUAUAAUAAUUUCACUGGGCAAACUUAAUGGAAUAAACGACGAAAAACCGGGACUAAUUAGCCCCAGAGCGAGUGCCAAUUGGAUGCCAGCGAGUUUGGCCGUCGUGCGUGCGAUAGAAACCAUUAAUGGCCGCAAACCGGGCAGCUGAUAAUGAAAGAUGCACGAAUAUGACGUAAAUGAGCGCAAAGAGGAACCAGCCAGUCUUCCACCCACUCAAAACGAGACCACUGACACGGUCGGCCAGAGCCAGGAUCAUCACAACGAUUCAACUAAAGUCAACAGCCAGCUGCCACAGGAUCAGCGAAAUCAGGAACAGGAUAAUCCUAUUCGGCAGCAGGACAACAAUCAGCCGCUUCAGGAAACGCCAACUAAGCAGCAGCAGGAGGAAGUUUCCAUUCUUUAUCCUUUGGUAGUCUGCGAGCAGGUGGCAGUCACCCAACCAAUUCUGAUUGCGGACACGCCGAAACGAUCUCCAGUUAAGAAGCGCCAGCGACGCGUUUAUGUCGCCGACACCUUGCGCUGCUCCAGCCUACGUUCCCGUCAAGAGCCCGAAGCCAAGGACCCACUGGAAGGUGGCCUAAAGCAGCCGGAAGUCGCUCCACCACCACCGCCUGUUCAGGCGCCCUCGCCCACGCCGACAGAAUCUAUUGAAUACACACCUCCAGGCCUCUUUAAACCGGAGUUCUGGAACAGCAUUGAAGAGGCCCAAGAGCCGAAGACCGUUGUGAAGAAGCGACGUGCCGCUGGAGGACUCAAAAGGACGCGCGGCAACAAGCUUCUGAGAGAGAUCGAGAUACAUUCGCCGGAAACGGCGGCCGCAAUUGCGGCAGCACAGGCCGAACUCAACGCCGCAGGAAAGCAGCACUCGGGAGCAGCAGGAGCACGGGCCAGCCGCAAGAGGACCAACACGAUGUCUCUAUACGAUCGGCGAUUCCAGACGACCACCGAUGAGCGCCGCGUGGCUAACGGAUACGGAGGCAAUGCAGCGCGUUCGGGCACUGGCUCCUCGUCAAACGAGAUCGAGUCCCAGGAGCUGCAGAGCCAUCAGUAUUACGGUCCCAACGGUGGCAGCAAUGCAGCGGGAGCAGCCGCAGGCUUGAACGGAAGUGCGGCGGCCCUGAACCAUGCCCCUUCUAUGGGCACACUGUGCAACAUAGGCAACAGUUGCUACUUGAACUCGGUGGUAUACACCCUGCGCUUUGCUCCGCACUUUUUGCACAGCCUACACCACCUGAUACAGGACUUGAAUGUUGUGCAGCAGACGAUUGUUCGCCAGCAGACGGCCAGGUCUGCGUCACUCGGCAGGAAUGUGAGUGCCGCUCAAUUGGAGCACGCCCGCAGCUGGAGCAGCAAAGAUCUGGUCACCAGUACGGAUCAGUACAGCGGCCAGAACGGCGGAGUUAAUAGCGGGAACGGUGGCAGCGGUUCGAGCAAGUCGACUCAUCAGUCGGUAACCGAAAAACUCCACGAACUGUAUAACAACCUGCACGGCAACGAGAUGGCAGACUCCACGGAGCCCUACCACGCGGACACGCUGCUGCACGCCAUCCAGGACGUAAACGCCACCUUUGAAGGCAACCAGCAGCAGGACGCACACGAAUUCCUAAUGUGCGUGCUUAAUUGCAUCAGGGAAACGAAUCAGUCUUUAAUCAAGGCCAUUGGCGAGUGUCCUGAGGUCAUCGCAAAUGGGUACAUAGCCAACCCGGAUGAAGUCGACUCCGGAGAGAGCCAGGAUCGCACUGAUUCCACUGCGUCGCAGAACGUGAGCUCUGGCAAUGGAUCGGUGGCAACUAGUCAAAUAACCACGACCAAAACGUCGUUCUUCUCUCGCAAAUCAAAAAGAAAAGACGAGGUCAAGUCAUCCAAGUCGACGCGCGUUCAGUCGCCGCUCAAGGAUAAUAGUCCCACGGCGGGCGGGUUAACCGGAGCGGGCACAGCCCAUGCCACCGCCAACAGCCUGUUCUACCUGAACACAGUUGAUCUCAGCGGCGCCAGCAGCACUAGUGGAAGUGCCAGUACGAGUGCCAGUGGCGUUGUUCCCACAAGUGUAGCGUUGCCGACACUACCGCAGGCUACAAAAUACUCCAGUGACGACGAAAUGAAUUCGGCCGCCGUGCUGAAGGACAAAAUGCGACUGGAGGAGCGAAUACGGGAGCUCAACCUGAACUUCUUCAGCUCCGACUUCGAGGGCAUUGUGGUGCUGACGACCAAGUGCCUCAGUUGCGAGACGAUCACGCGACAAAAGCAGGGCAUGCUUGAUAUUUCUGUGCCGGUGCCGAUCUCUGGAUACGACAAUGCCGAUCUGCAGGACAAACCGAGCACCUACAUACAGAAUUCCUGCAUUACGAAGGAGUAUUUCCGCGGCGAGAAUAAGUAUAGUUGCAACCAGUGCACCGGCUACACCGAAGCCAUUCGGUCCAUCUCGUACGAGGUGCUGCCCCGGCUACUGGUCAUACAGCUGAAUCGUUUCUCUGGCGGCAUGGAGAAGGUGAGUACGUACGUGCCCACAACCUUCACGCUGCCCUGUUUCUGCGCCACCUGCUGUGAGCUGGGCGAAGGCAACAAGCUGCACGUUUACAAGCUGUACAGCGUGAUCACGCAUGUGGGAGCCACACUGACGGUGGGCCACUACAUCGCCUACACGUGCUUCUUGGAUCUGGCCAGUGACUAUGUCAACUGUCCGAAGGAUCGAAGGAAUACGAUGACAAACUCGCAAACGAUGACAUCGCAAACAGUGGCCUCCAAUGAAAAUGCUGCGCCAAACAAUGGAAGCAGCUCCGUGGCCAGCACUCCAGUUAUUGCAGCCGCUUCGGCUUUGGCCUCCUCAGGCAACAUUUUGAUGAAAAAGAUGAAGUUCGGCCGCAGCAAGGCCUCCAGCAGCGGUGAUAUGAGCAAGAAUGUUAAGCAAGUUAAUGGGACCAGCAGCAAGAACAUCACCAAUGGAAUUGGAAAGCUGAGCAUGAACACCACCUGCCAGGGAGUCAACUGCUGUGCCAUGAGGCUCUGCUGCAGCCAGCAGACGAGCGGCAGCAACUCAGCCAGUUGCAGCGAUUUUAGCGAGGAAACGCUGCAAAACGGAAGCAACAGCAAUCUCAGCUUUGGAGGAUCGGGCAGCACCUAUCCCACAGGCUACGGCAGCACGGGUCGUGGUGGUGUCAGAGCCAACUACGCCCACGGAGGUCCUGAUCCCAUUUGGUACAUGUGCGACGACGACAAGAUCAAGGCCAUGACCCAAAGGGAGUUCGAAGAGCUGUUAUCCCCCACUCGGAAGAUCACAAUAACGCCCUAUUUGCUCUUUUACGCGCGAUUCGAUCUGCAGCCGCAUAAGGCGACACCGCCGAAGCCUGGAUCAUCGUCAACGCCUCCGCCACCGUCGUCGGCACAGAGUUCGUGGUCGAAUGAAAACAUGGCCAGCGGCUCGCAUAAGAUUUGAGGUUGCCCCAAGCCGCAAAAGCCCAGUGGCAAGCGGGAAAAGUGAAAAUUGAUUGAAGAAUUGUACAUCAGAUAUACCGAUCGGAUUGGAGAUGUCUCUAGCCUAGAAUAAUAAGCAAAAUAAGAAGUCUGUUUGUUAAACAAUGUAAUCGUACUAAGCUCUAUCGUUUAUCUACAUGCAUAACUAUUCAUUAACCACUGGUUAGGUUUGACUGAGUCCUCAAUUCCAAGCGCCCUAGGGCUCCCUUCUCCCAUAUCCGAUGAUCAUAUAGCUUUUGUUUUUAUUAGUAGCAAUCAGUUCUGUCUGUUCAACCGAUGCAUUUGAUUUUGGCAUUCUAUUAUGGUAUUCUAAUCGUUAUCAAUUAACAAACCGAACGCGUCACAUUGAAAACACGAAUUUAAAACGUUGAGAUUGUUUGCCCCAUUGAAUGUUAGUGACAUUCGCAAAACGUUUUCGAUAUACUCGUACAUAAAUUUAAAGCGAAAGCAAUAAAACUAACACAUCUUUGAUUCACAAUAGUGCAUGGCAGAAGAGUGGCGAGUGUUGUAAUGAUAGUAAUUAUUAAUAAUAGUAAUGAAUAAUCUCCAAUAUUCUCAUAGGACACACCUACCCAGUUGGCUUUGUGUCGGGAGGCGAUGGAAUCUGUAAUAAUUACAGCAUCAGUUAUACUUAUAGUGACUGGAAUGGUUUAUUGUAAACAAUGAGCUGUACCCACGUAAAACACACAAAUCUAUAUACGAAGUGUUGAAUAGUUGUUAAACUCAUGACACACCUCAAAAGCGAAGUGUAAUUGAUUGAAUCGAAAAUGGCGGACAAACAGAAACAGAUCAAGCGAACAACUGAGAAUUGUUAUGAAAUGGAUUGCAUAGUUUAUAAAAACGUUUUCAUAUAACAAGCUGCAACAGAACUUCAUUCACUCACAAAUCACACACGUUUGUAAUGUAACAUUGAUAAAUAAAUGUAAUAAAAUUAUAAUAUAUCUGUAAUAAUGUAAUAGCACACUACUUACGCAAUAUUUUUAGUGGUUUAGCCUUAGUUUCUCCAUGCAUUACAUGACUCUAGUUUAGUUCAGUUCGAUAUUUUUCCAAGAGCGCUGCUAUAGUGAUAUUAACAUUUACAGAGCAAAGAUUCAUGUACAUUGUAAUUUGUAAAUUUACAUUUAACAAUUAAAAAUUAACACUGAUCAUUAUAA